AUGGGCACUCACAUCAUCACCGAGCUGGACCAGCAGCUCGCAUCACUGAACCAGCUCAAAGCACCUGGCGCCAGCAAAGGCAAGAUCAGUGCCAUCACUGCACUCUGCGUAAGCAAUAUUCAGGCCGAAUCGAACAUCGUCCAAUCGUUGUACCGCGCCCUCAAAAAGGCACCUGCCACACACAAACUCGGCGCCCUGUACGUGAUUGAUAGUGUCACACGACAAUGGAUCGAGAAGGCGAAGCAGGCGGGUCAGAAUCUGAACAUAGAAGGCCGUGGCGAGCCAGGGACAUUCUCGGCAGCCGUCAAGCGUGUCACUGAGUUGAUGCCUGCCUUGUUCGACGACAUCACAAAAGCCUUGCCAGCAGAGCAGAAACCCAAACUUGAGAACAUGCUCGGUAUUUGGGAGAAGGGCAGUACAUUUCCACCUAAGCUUCUUAUCGACUUCCGUGCAAAGGUCAGUAGUGGCGGCGUGGCACCCGCAGCAGCUCAACCUCCCACCAACGGCACACCUGCUAGUAACCCUGCUCCAGCUGCAAAAGCGGUGACCGAGAAGUUCAGGGCGCCUAUCAUUAGCAGACCUGCUGGCACACCUGUAGGCUAUCCGCCGCAGUAUCUGUACGACCAGGGCUUUCUUUUGAGGCAAGCUGAGCAGCGUCCUGCUCUGAAUGGCUCAGCUGCGGUACACAGCAGACCAGUACCUUCACAGCAGCCGGUAAUUCAGCCAGCGCCGGCGCCUGUGCAAGACGUGAACAGCAUCUUGGCAGCUCUGGCCAGCGCUGCACCUCAGCAGGUUCCUCAACCACCACCUCAAUUGAUGCACCAGCCAGCUGCACCACCACAGUUGCCUCCCAACUUUGCUGCAUUGUUCCAGCAGAAUGGUGCGCCUCCUUCAUUCCCGCCUCCACAUCAAGCUCCAACAUUUGCGGCACCUCCGCCGUUCAAUCCUAUGCAGAUCCCUGGGUUUCAGCCACCCGCAGGCUUUCCUGGAUUACUGCCACAGCCUCCGCCGUCAGUACCACAAACGUUUGCCGCAGCACCCCCUCCACCAGUAGACCCACUUGGGCCACUACGAGAAAUUCUGCCUGCGAACAUCAUUAAUGAUCAAGGUAAGCUGGUCAUGGCGCUCAAUCUGCUGCAAGACUUGCAGAAGCAGGGUCUGCCUAUGGAUCAGUGGGGUCCUGUUCUCAUAGCGUUCAGUGAAUCACAACCAUCGACCCAGUCCAAUGGCUUUGAUGCGCACGGUAGACGUAGAAGUCGCAGUCCCGAGCGCGAUGGCGGUCGAGGUAGAGCUAGUCCAGUGUACGGCACAUAUGAGGAGAUGACAGCCAACACUCGUGGAGGCGACGAUCGUGGCAAUCGUGGUGCCAAUGGCCGUGGACGCUACAGACAGCGCUCUCCCAUCCACACUCUGCGCGACUUGCCAAUGCGUGACAGCCCUGGCCCACUCGCUCUGACCGGUCAACCCAUGCAGCCAAAGUACAUCGGCAUUGACAGUUCUCUGCCUCCAGACAGCAUCAAAGUACUCUCGCGUACGCUCUUCGUAGGCGGGGCCAACGGCACACAACAAGAAAUCCAUCAGCUCUUCGAACGCUUCGGCCGCGUCCAAACCUGCAUAGCCAACCGCGACAAACGCCAUGCCUUUGUCAAAAUGACAACCCGUAACCACGCCUUGAGCGCCAAAGCCGGCAUGGAGGAGCUGCAGAACCGGAACGACCGCGAAGUUAUGAAUAUCGCUCGUCAGACGAAAUGGGGCGUCGGAUUUGGACCACGCGAAUGCUGCAAUUACCAAAUUGGAGAGAGUAUCAUCCCUAUCCACAAGCUUACUGAUGCGGAUCAUAAAUGGUUGAUCAGCGCUGAAUUUGGCGGCACCGGGGGAAAGCCGUUGGAAGGCGGGAUGGUGCUUGAGGAGCCGGAUAUUGAGAUUGGGGCUGGUGUGAGUAGUAAGGCGAUGAGCAAACGUGUCUUGCCUGAUGCUUCGGCCGCUGCUUCUCAGGGGCAGCCACCUGCCAAGCAGCAGAAUCAGGGUAGUGGGCAGCAUGGCGAUGGUGGCCAUGGUCAUGGUCAUGGGAAUGGACAUGGGCAUGGACAUCAUGGUGGGAAGCAGGGCAAGAGGCACAAGAAGCACAAUGACUUCGAUCGCCAACCGGCUGACUCGUAUGGAAAUGGUGGUGGGUAUGGAGGUGGACAGGCGAUCGGUGGUGGGCAGCAGGGUGGUGCUCAGAUCAUGGAGAGUUAUGGAUAUGCUCGGCCGCUCAUCAGGCAGGAGCCUGUGGCUGUGGCUACGCCGCCAUCAGUGCCUACUUUCGGCUUUAGUUUGCCCGGGCAGGGGACGUAUCUGUGA
Molecule: messenger RNA, 2343 nt
Organism: Recurvomyces mirabilis
Lineage: Eukaryota; Fungi; Ascomycota; Dothideomycetes; Mycosphaerellales; Teratosphaeriaceae
Exons: 2
Coding region: 1-2343 (780 amino acids)
Molecular function (GO): RNA binding
Source: RefSeq, a predicted model, not a curated record